AGCAGAGGCAAGAGUCUGUCCAAACAGCAGCCUCAAUCACACCUGAGGACCUGAAGUAGCUACGCUGAAUUAGUUCGUAUCGAUGCUGUAGAGAAUCGCCAGCACAAUGUUGGGAUUAAAUAAAGUGGCGCUGCUGCUGUCUUUCCUGGCCUCGGUGGCUCUGAGCCAAGAAUCCCUGAGAACUGAGAGUCAUUCAGACAAGAGACGGAGAGUGGCCUUCAACAUAUACGCUGACUCACAGACAACAGGCGUGACUGAAUGGACAUCUUGGUUCAACAUUGACCAUCCUGGGGGAAAUGGAGACUACGAGCGCCUGGAGGCAAUUCGUUUCUAUUACAGAGAGAGAGUUUGUGCACGGCCUACAGCCAUGGAGGCUCGUACAACAGACUGGGUGGAAGCGGCAGAAACUGGGGAAGUGGUUCAUUCAAGUCUGGAGAAGGGAUUCUGGUGCAUCAACAAGGAACAGCCACAUGGUCGCGUUUGUUCUAACUACCACGUUCGCUUCCAGUGCCCCCCAGUGCAAAGCUAUUGGACUGAGUGGAGUGAGUGGGGCCCCUGUUCAACCACAGUUUGUAAUGACGUGGGUGUCCAAGUCCGCCGGAGGAAAUGUGUGAGCGCACAGCCCAUGCCUCUGCUGUUGGUGCCAGCAUGUCAGGGGCACCAUUCAGAGAGAAGAGAGUGCACCACCCCACCAUGUACAGCUAAAUGGAGUCCAUGGGGUCCCUGGGGGUCAUGUUCAGUGACCUGUGGUGGAGGUCGCAGGAUUAAGAGAAGGACUUGCGUAAGGACUUCAGCGACAGUGCAGUGUGUGGGACGGCCUGUUGAAAUCCAGAAAUGUGGAAAGACUCCAUGCCCAGCCAAAUGCCAGUAUGUGUGCACUGAAGGACAUCCCAGUGAAGACUGCAGUCACUGCGUGUGCAAAGGCCACAUCCUACAUGGUGAUAUCCACAGUGUGACUGGUGUCCCUGUGGCAGGAGCCUUUGUGUCACUAGCCAGCCAUCCCAAGGUCAUCCGUGCCCGUACAGACGCUAUGGGUCACUUUAAGCUCCCAGGAAUCUGCUCUUCCAGCCCAACUUUAAUCACCAUCAGGAAGGAGAAAUUUGCCCCCAUCACUGUGUCCACUUCCAGUAACACCACAGGCAUGUCCUGGGUCCGGGCUAUUCUUAGAUCAGCUGAAAAGCCGUACAUUGUGAAGCACCCGGAGGAUAAAGUGCGUUACGAGGGAGGACGGGUGCUGCUGUGCUGCAAGGCAGCAGGAUCACCAACACCUGACAAAUACUACUGGUAUCACAAUGGGACUCUGCUGGACAGGAAGGUAUACAAGUAUGAAGAGGAGCUUGUACUGCGAAAUCUGAAGCCAGAGCAGUCGGGACAGUAUUACUGUAAAGCCAGCAGCCCUGCAGGAAGCAUCAAGUCCUCCCCCGCCUUCCUUACUGUAAUUGACAAAGGAGCACCAGCAUGCAAUUCUACCCCUGAAACACAUCUCAUCAGGCUACCCACAGACUGUGUUCAACCCGGGACUGACUCCAAGUACUACAAUGCUGGCCGCUGUCCUCACAACAAAUGUGCUGGUUCCUUAGAUUUUGAUAUGGGCUGCAGAGAUGGAGCUGGAUUCUGUUGUGGUGUUAAAAAUAUGGAAAGCAGAAUUAUUGACUGUGGUAGCUACAGCCUCCCCAUCCGUGCUGUGAUACAGUGCAGUUGUCAGAAGUGCGUGCAGCCAACUGUGCUGGUUCGAGGUCGAGUAGUCACAGCUGACAAUAAUGAGCCUCUGCGUUUUGGGCACAUCUACAUUGGUAAAGAGAGAAUGGGUACCACUGGAUACCAAGGAGGCUUCACAUUAAGAAUCACCCCUGACACACAGAGAUUAGUUGUAAAUUUUGUUGAUCCUAGUCAAAAGUUUAUUGACACGCCCAAGGUGUUCAUCUUUGACAAGAAAAGUGGAUCUAUUUACCACGAUGUGAAAGUGAUGAGAAAACAAACACCAAUUGAUAUCAAUGCAGGAGAGACCAAUUUUAUUAACCUUGGAGAAAUUAAAGAUGAAGACCCCAUAGGGCAGUUGGUUAUUCCUCCUAAUUCUUUUCAUAAGGACAAUGGAGAAAUCUACGAAGGAACUGUCAAAGCCAGUGUCACAUUCAUUGACCCAAGAAACAUCACUACUGCAGCAGCUGCCCCCGGCGACCUUAACUUUGUGGAUGAUGAAGGUGACAUGCUUCCUUUAAGGACCUAUGGCAUGUUCUCUGUAGACUUCAGAGAUGACUCCAACAAGGAGGUACUUGGAGCUGGCGCUGUCCAAGUCCUCCUUGACACACAGCACGUCAAAAUGCAAGAACACAUUCCCCAGAUGAAACUGUGGUCUUUGAAUCCCGACACAGGAGUCUGGGAAGAGGAGAGCGACUUUUCUUACAGCACAACAACUACUGGUGGUCAUGGAAGGAGCAAGCGCGAGGAGCGCACAUUCCUCAUAGGCAACAUGGAAAUCAGAGAACGCAGACUUUUCAAUUUAGACGUACCUGAAAAUAGACGCUGCUAUGUCAAAGUUCGUGCCUACAUGAGUGACAAGUUCCUACCUACUGAACAGCUGGAGGGUAUUGUGAUUAGCUUGAUAAACUUGGAGCCCAAGCCUGGUUAUUCUUCUAAUCCCAGGGCAUGGGGCCGCUUUGACAGUGUCAUAACAGGACCUAAUGGGGCCUGUUUACCAGCUUUCUGUGAUGCCCAGAAGCCUGAUGCUUACACAGCUUAUGUCACAGCAAUGCUGGGUGGGGAGGAACUAGAGGCAGCUCCUUCCUCCCCAAAGAUGAAUCCAAACAUCAUUGGAGUCUCUCAGCCCUAUCUAGAUAAAAUAGACUACCAGCGUUCAGACCAUGAUGAUCCAGCAUUAAAGAAAACUGCCUUCAAAAUCAAUUUGGCAAAGCCUAACCAAAACAAUUUUGAUGAGACCAAUGGGCCAAUAUAUCCAUAUCAGAAUUUAAUAGCUUGUGAAAAUGCCCCUGUUGAUGCUAAUCAUUUCAGGUUUUUUAGAGUAGAAAAGGACAAAUAUGAAUACAACGUUGUUCCCUUUGAGGAGAAUGAUUUGACAACCUGGACAGGAGAUUACCUGUCCUGGUGGCCUAACCCCCAAGAGUUUAGAGCAUGCUUCAUCAAGAUCAAAAUUCUUGGACAGAAAGAAGUCAUGGUCAGGUCAAGGAAUCUGGGAGGAACACACCAAGAGACAAAGGGCCAGCUUUAUGGAAUUAGAGACAUUCGCAGCACUCGGGAUAUGCGAGAGUCCAAUACCUCAGCAGCAUGUUUAGAGUUCAAAUGCAGUGGCAUGUUAUUUGACCAAGCUGAGGUGGACCGGUCCCUCAUAUCAAUCCUUCCACAAGGUAACUGCCGCAGGAUCAACACCAACAACCUCCUACAAGAGUAUCUCAUUAAACAUCCACCAGUGGCUCAAAACAACGAGUCUCAUGCCUUCACCAUGUUAGCACCCGUUGACCCUUUGGGACACAACUAUGGUAUCUACACAGUCACAGACCAGAACCCUAGAGUGGCCAAAGAGAUCGCUAUUGGGCGCUGCUUCGAUGGCACCUCAGAUGGUUUCUCCAGAGAGAUGAAGUCAGACUCUGGAGUUGCACUUACCUUCAGUUGUCCAGAGAGGAAAAUCAACAGGGAAAGCCUUUUCCAGCGUCUGCAGACCAACCCAGCUCAAACUUUGUCUCAGAUGGCGAGGGACAUGAGAGAGUUAGAUGGUCUGCAGAUGAGGAGAUCAUCCACCCAGGUAGUUGCUUAUCCUUCAGAGCAACGGGGUAGGACCCAGAAUCGCAGAGUCACCUCAACCACCAGAAGAAGAGUAUCUACACGCAUUCAGUAAUGCCAACAGAAGUGAUAAAAAGUCUUCAGUUGAGAGUCAUAUGAUGGCAUCAGAGUGUGAAUCCCCCCAUUACUAUGAAAAUCACAAACCCGAGACAGACAUCAAUUUAGAAAACUCAUUAGGUCUGACGUUUAAUUGAAGAAUUUGGUAUAUUAAUUUCUCCCAACCACGGUAAAAGACAAGUAUCAUUUGUUUUUAUGUAACUUGGUGACCGGCUUUUAUUGACUUUGCUCUCAUUUUAUGAAUGAAUACACUAAAUUGAGGGUUGAAAUUGGAACUUUUAUAGAGCUAAUCUGUGGCAUUCCACUUCCAUAGUGGGUGUUUUUGCUGACAUAUUUCGAUGCUUGACCCAAAACCAGAAAUUUAAAAACUAUAAAUACUAUGGUAGACCCCAAACACUUGGUAAUUGGCCAUAGCUUUCCACUGAACUCAUGCUUUUCCUCAAGUUCGGAGAGAAACCAACGUGAGGUCCUUGUUGUCUGAAGCAGACACUGAGCCCUUAUUAUACAAACUCAGAAACUCUCCAUGAAGGGGAGGAACAUGCAAAAGAGACAGUGGGGUGAAGCAUGCCACCCAGUGAACAGAGAAUCUUUUCAGCCAUGCUUCUCAGUGUUUUUCAUUAGUGUACCAUAUUGCCAACUGUGAUUCAGACAGACGUUCUUCCACACUUACUUAAAAUGUGGAAGACUGAGGUUGUCGUCAUGACAAGCAAGGACCUUACUCUAGACUGGCACUUCAAAAUAAAGAUAAUUGUUUUUGGAAGCAUGACAUAAUUUCCUUCCCCCCCUCUGCACAUUCCACAUUAGAACAUCACCAAACAAAGUGUUACUUAUAGUAAUCUAUUCCUCAAUACUUUCAUUCUCACCAAGAAGCUCUUUCAGGGUCUAAAUGAACUUUGUUUUUGUUCUAGGGCAAAGUGUUUAUGAGCUGCCUUUAUAUCUUGAAGUGCAAUAAAUAUCAUUAAACUUGAGAAUGAAUAAAAUUCAGCAUGUUUCAAACUAUA
Messenger RNA from Neolamprologus brichardi, 4853 nucleotides. It is a transcript of the gene cilp2, whose product is annotated as cartilage intermediate layer protein 2. Lineage: Eukaryota; Metazoa; Chordata; Actinopteri; Cichliformes; Cichlidae. The record is from RefSeq and is a predicted model, not a curated record.